Molecule: messenger RNA, 1130 nt
Organism: Exophiala oligosperma
Lineage: Eukaryota; Fungi; Ascomycota; Eurotiomycetes; Chaetothyriales; Herpotrichiellaceae
Exons: 3
Coding region: 1-951 (316 amino acids)
Biological process (GO): endoplasmic reticulum to Golgi vesicle-mediated transport; intracellular protein transport; Golgi organization
Cellular component (GO): endoplasmic reticulum-Golgi intermediate compartment; endoplasmic reticulum; Golgi apparatus
Source: RefSeq, a predicted model, not a curated record
AUGAACCAGGGAACUAAAUCCACAGGCGCAGAGAUUCGCAUACAGAACCAGAAUUCAGAGAAAGCGGCGAGAUAUUUUUCCACUCCGCAUCGGCCAUUUGCAUUGCGCGACUCCAACAAAUUCGACGCCCCUGAAUUGGCCAACAUUUACAUUUCGACGGCGGAACAUGUGCAUGAUUUCUCAAUUAACCGCAGUUCAGACCCUCGUGCUCAUCGACAACGUCCCUGCAAAACACCACCAUCAGCAAGAGCCCCGGCCAUGUAUUUCCCUCUUGCGACUGUAGUGGCGGCCUUUUCCCUCCUCGCUCCUUCACAAGCGCUGUACCUGUACAUUGACGGCACGUCGCCAAAAUGUUUCUAUGAAGAUUUACCAAAGGACACGUUGGUCGUCGGCACAUACAAGGCCGAAGCUUACUCGCCCGCAACCUCAACCUUUCGAACCACGUCGGAGCUCGCCAUCCAGGUAACGGUCGACGAAGUCUUCGACAAUGACCACCGCGUCGUGACUCAGACGACCACCUCCUCAGACACCUUUUCAAAGUUCACAUUUACCGCGGCCGACCCGGGCCUGCACAGACUGUGCUUCACCCCCUCCGGCCCGGCAGCCAUCAGCGUUGGAGGUUGGUUCUCGGGUUCGGCGGGCUCGACGAUAGGUGGGGUGAAGUUGACCCUCGACAUGGCCAUCGGUGCCACGUCCAAGAUCGAGUCCGAGGACAAGUCAAAGAUCGACAACAUCGUGAGCAAGGUCAGGGAACUCAAUGGGAGACUUACGGACAUCCGGAGAGAGCAGGUUUUCCAAAGGGAACGAGAGGCGGAAUUCCGUGAUCAGAGCGAAGCUACUAAUGCCAAAAUCGUUCGGUGGACCUUGAUUCAGCUUGGUGUUCUUGGUGUUACAUGUGCAUGGCAAUUGUCACAUUUGAGAUCAUUCUUUAUCAAACAAAAGUUGACAUAGAGCGUCGAAUUGGACCCGAAAAAGAAAACCAUAAAUGACUAUGAGCUUAACGACUUGGUUCGUUGGACUGGCUGUAUUAUAGCACUCGGUUACUGAGACUGAUGAGCGUGUCGCAUAGACUGACCAAUAUACCGUGACACGGAAACAAGUGCUUCAUGUCCUAGACUCCAUGGAUUCAG